Paramecium sonneborni is the source of this 2377-nucleotide messenger RNA. The record is from the annotation of a GenBank genome assembly. NCBI's taxonomy places the organism in Eukaryota, Ciliophora, Oligohymenophorea, Peniculida, Parameciidae.
AUGUUUUAACCUAAAAUGAUAGAAAAUUAAAAAGAUUUUUAAUGUAGAUUCCAACAUUCAUAACCUAUUGAAUUUGUGAUCCUUGAUUAAAGUUUACCAAACAAUCAGCAGCUGAUUUGCAAAAAUUGUUAGAAAAAUUCUCAAUUAGAUUUGAGAAUAGUAGAAUUCUAAAUUCUCAAAUCAAACUUUGAUGAUUUAUAAAGACAAAAAAUUGAAUAGUAUGCAUUAAUAAUUAAUCCUCAUAUCGACUCUGUAAAUAAAUUUUAAAACACACUAAAAUCCCUUAAAACAAAACUAAUUCAAUAAUUAGAUUAGUUAAUUUGGCUUUCUGAAGACUGGAUAAAUACUUUGGCAAAUUCAAUUGUAUCUUAUAGCUUUUUUGAUGAAUUGAAUAAAGUGUUGUAAUAAUAAUCUUCAAUAAUGGAUUUCAAUAAAUUGAUUGAAAAUGUAAAAAUAAUUCAUAAGAAUUGGAAAAUGAAAGUCAAUCAAAGAUUAGAUGAAUUUAAAAUCUAAUGUGAAAACUAAAGUUUUUAGGAUAUCUUUUAAUAACUAGAUAAUUUAACAUUUUAAUAAGAAGCAGAAGUUAAAUUCUAACCUAUAAUCAAAAUUAAAGAUUCUUAUAUUUUAUCAUUUAAAGAAUAAAAAAAUUUAGAUUAAUGGAAGGAAGGUACAAAUCGAUUGAAAGUGUUUGCUUGGAAUUAAAAUAAGAAAAAAUCAUAUUACGAAGAAUUGGAAAUAAGAUAUACAAAAGAUAAAGAAAUAUUGUAUAUUAAAGAUGGAUCUAUUAUAAGAACGUAAAAUUUUUUCAUGAUUACACUAGGGAUAAAAUAGAAGAUUUCACCAAACAGCCUGAAUUAAUAAAUAAUUUAGACUAAAUUCAAUUACUUUAAUUUAAAGGGAAAUAUGGAAAAAAUAACUAAAAAGUGGGCAGAUGGAAAGUUUAAUGGGAUGGUUAAACUUUGGAUGAUGUAGGGGGUGAGUACUAAGAGGAUGGUAAAAAGUCAGGCUAUUGGAAGGAACCUAUAAAAAAUUUUUGGAGGUUUAAAUCAUAUUAAAUAAAAAAAGGAAAGCCAUGGUUUAUGAAGCAGGAAAUUACGAUAAUGAUUAGAAAGUGGGAACUUGGAAAUUUAUCUAUAGAAAUAAAUAGAUGUAUCUUAAAUAUUGAUGAACUAUUUAGUGGUGGAGGAGAUUACAACUUACAAAGUAUGAAACAAGGAAAAUGGAUUGAAAUAGCAGAGAAUUUUUCUUCUUUUUGUUAAGUCACUUAUAAUGGAGAAUAUAAUUUAAAGAGUAUGAAGGUAGGUAAAUGGGAUAUUGUGGUUAAAGGAAAAUAAAUGUAAUAUUAUAAAAGUCAUAAUAUGAUAGAGGUGGUGGAUAAUAUAAUUAGGAAGAGAGAUAGAUAAAAAUUGGAAAGUGGAAAGAGUUGGAUAUGGGAUUUUCAAAAGAUAAAUAAGUUAUUUUUGAUGGAGAAUACAAUAUGAAGGGUAUAAAAGUAGGUCAAUGGAAUAUUUUAGCUUGGGGAAAAUAAAUGUAAUAUCUGAAUAGUAUUAUUUAUAGUGGUGGUGGAUCAUAUGAUUAAAAUGAAAAAAAGAUUGGAAGGUGGGUAGAGUUAGAUGAGAGGUUUGAUAGUAAUAAAGAAGUCACUCAAAGUGGUGAAUAUAAUAUAAAUGGUAUGAAGGUAGGUAAAUGGGAUAUAUUAUAUAAAGGAAGAUAUGAUGGGAAAUAUCAAAAAAUGUAAAUAAUUUAUAAUUACAUUAUAAUAUAUUAGUGGUGGAGGUUCAUAUGGAGAAGCUUAGGUUAAGAUAGGGAAGUGGAUAGAUUUGGAUGAAAAUUUUGAAUUUGAUAAAUAAAUCACCUAUAAUGGUGAAUAUAAUAUGUAGGGUUUAAAGAUAGAUAGAUGGGAUAUUUGGUUUAAAGGAAGAUAUGAUGGGAAAUAUCAAAAAAUGUAAAUAAUUUAUAAUUACAUUAUAAUAUAUUAGUGGUGGAGGUUCAUAUGGAGAAGCUUAGGUUAAGAUAGGGAAGUGGAUAGAUUUGGAUGAAAAUUUUGAAUUUGAUAAAUAAAUCACUCAUAAUGGUGAAUAUAAUAUGUAGGGUAUGAAGGUUGGUAGAUGGGAUAUAUGGUUUAAUGAGGGAAAUGAUAAAUAAUAUUAAUUAAUGUAAGCAUAAUAAUACAUAAUAAUAUUUUAGUGGUGGUGGAUCAUAUGAUUAAAAUUCGAAAAAGAUUGGGAGUUGGAUUGAAUUAGAUGAAGGGUUUAAUGAACAUUAUUAAAUGACAUAGAAUGGUGAAUAUAAUAUAUAAGGUAUGAAGUUCGGUACAUGGGUUUAAAUGGAUAUAAAAUGUAAUGAGAAAUUAUACGAAAAGACUUAUGAUAAUUGA